UGCAUACGCGAACGCCGCUCUCAGAAUAGCACUCGCUUUCAGCAGUAUUAUUUGACAAAUCGGUAAAGCGAGAAGAUAUUGUUAACUGUUGCAGUUCCAAAUCGUAUACGAUGCAGCUAAAAAGUGUUUCUCGUGUUUUUACUUUUAAUUCAAACUGUUUCAACAGAACGUUUUCCAUAGUUCCAACUCGCAACUAUGGAGUUCAAACUGCACCUGCUUCCGAAGGAAGUGAUCCAGAAUGGGAUAACGCAAAACCCUACGAAUCGAUUCCAAGAAUGACUCUCAUGGAAUCGGUGAAAAAUUUCUUUCCAGGAGGGCGUUACCACAAUGUCAGCAUCACGGAAAUGCAUCGUCUAUUUCAGGAAGAUUAUGGUGACCUGAUUCGAUUCCCUGGAAUUCUCGGACGGAAGGAUACAGUAAUGACUUACCGACCAGAUGAUUUUGAAAAGCUUUUUCGAACGGAAGGCACCUGGCCGAAUCGACGUGGAUUGGAUACUUUUGUGCACUAUCGGAAAAACGUUCGGCCGGAUGUGUUCAAAGGUGUAGGCGGAUUAGUGACCGAACAAGGAGAAAGCUGGCAAAAGUUUCGAACAAUCGUAAACCCCGUACUGUUGCAACCGAAGACUGUUCGUUUGUACGUUGACAAACUGGAUGAGGUUACUCGUGAGUUCAUGAACAUAAUGCUAAAGAUCCGCGACAACAAAAAUGAGAUGCCAGCUGAUUUCAACCAGUGGCUGAAUCGCUGGGCUUUGGAAGUCACUGGCGUAAUAUCUGUUGAUUCACGAUUGGGAGUUCUCGAUGCAGAGGAAUCGGAAGAAGCGAAAAGGAUUGUUAAGCUUACAAAAGAGUUGUUCGAACUUGUGUACCAACUGGACAUACGACCAUCCAUUUGGAUGUACUACAAAACUUCGAAAUACCAUCGCCUCAUGAAAGUUUUCGAUGAACUGACUGCCAUUGCCAUGGCAAAAGUAGACGAAGCCGUCGUAAGGUUGGAAAAGAAUCCUACUACAAACACCGAUGCCCAAAGCGUGUUGGAAAAAUUGCUCAAAAUUGAUCGAGAUGUAGCAAUUAUCAUGUCCUUCGAUAUGGUUCUUGCUGGAAUUGAUACGACAACUUCAGCCAUCAUUGGGAUUCUAUACUGCUUAGCUAAUCAUCCUGAGAAGCAGGCGAAACUGCGUGAAGAACUGAGAGGUAUUCUGCCAACGAAGAAUUCCUCAUUGACUCCAGACAACAUGUUAAAUCUGCCAUAUCUGCGUGCCUGCAUCAAAGAAGGAAUGCGAUUGUUUCCACCGAUCGGAGGGAACAUCCGAGCUGCUGGAAAGGAUAUCGUACUACAGGGCUACCGAAUUCCUAAAGGAACGGACGUAGCCAUGGGUUCCAUGGUUGCUCAACAGAGUGAUCGUUUCGUACCACGGGCAAAGGAGUUCCUUCCGGAGCGGUGGCUGAAGACCAAGGAACCCGGCUGUCCUCACGCCAAGGACGCCCAUCCUUUCGUGUAUCUACCGUUUGGAAAUGGGCCUCGGACCUGCGUAGGUCGAAGACUGGCCAUGAUGGAGAUGGAAAUUCUGAUUGCGAGAAUAACUCGGCUGUUUGAGUAUCGUUGGAAUUAUGGGGAUUUGAAUAUCCAAACGACGCUGGUGAACACUCCGGUGAAUGAUUUGAAGUUCCAGAUGAUGGAGGUUGAUAGUUAGUUGGGGCUGCUAAGGAUGUCAAUAAUUCUCCAUACUGUGGUACUGAAAUGAAUUACAGGGUGCAGUUUGCUCUAUAGCAUAAUAUUUUUUAUCAAUAAAUUU
Messenger RNA from Aedes aegypti (yellow fever mosquito), 1793 nucleotides. RefSeq names its product probable cytochrome P450 12a4, mitochondrial. Lineage: Eukaryota; Metazoa; Arthropoda; Insecta; Diptera; Culicidae. The record is from RefSeq and is a predicted model, not a curated record. The transcript is spliced from 7 exons. The coding region runs from base 111 to 1691 and encodes 526 amino acids. Gene Ontology annotation, molecular function: oxidoreductase activity, acting on paired donors, with incorporation or reduction of molecular oxygen; iron ion binding; heme binding.